Messenger RNA from Eutrema salsugineum, 1066 nucleotides. Its product is annotated as CRAL-TRIO domain-containing protein YKL091C. The record is from RefSeq and is a predicted model, not a curated record. The transcript has 6 exons. Bases 180 to 938 code for a protein of 252 amino acids. Lineage: Eukaryota; Viridiplantae; Streptophyta; Magnoliopsida; Brassicales; Brassicaceae.
AUGUUUCUGGCCUUUGUCUUCCUAUGGCUUCUGAGUCUCUGUCAACAUCACACCAUCAAAGCUCUUUACUUUUUCAACCGACUUUUUCCGUGUGUGUGUUCGGACCACAAAAGCCUCUCUCUUUCUCUCGCUCUUUUAUUACCUGCGCGCACUUCUGAGGAUCUGAGAGCCAAAACAUCAUGGACGAAAGUCAAGAACUGGCGUUGACCCAGUUAAGAAAAUCAGUUGAGAAACUCUCUUCUUCCACAGAGGGAUAUGAGAAACCGACAUUGAUGAGGUUCCUCGUGGCAAGAUCAAUGGACCCAGACAAGGCAGCAAAGAUGUUUGUAGAUUGGCAAAAGUGGAGAGCCUCCAAGGUUCCUCCAACUGGGAUCCCAGACUCAGAAGUGAAGGAUGAGUUGGAAUUUAAAAAGAUCUGUCUUCAGGGUCCAACCAAACUCGGACACCCUUUGGUGCUUGUCAUAACCUCUAAGCAUUUUCCUUCUAAGGAUCCAGCUAACUUCAAGAAGUUCGUUGUUUAUGUGCUAGACAAAGUACUCGCAAGUGGCAUCAAAGGCAAAGAAGUAGGAGAUGAGAAGUUGGUAGGUGUUAUUGAUCUGUCAAACAUCACAUACAAGAACCUUGAUGCUCGUGGAUUGAUCACUGGCUUUCAGUUCUUACAAUCUUACUACCCGGAACGCCUUGCGAAAUGCUACAUCUUACAUAUGCCGGGAUUCUUCGUGACUGUUUGGAGAUUCGUCUGCCGUUUCCUAGAGAAAACAACUCAGGAAAAGAUUGUAAUAGUAACAGACGGAGAAGAACAGAGAAAAUUUGAGGAGGAGGUUGGAUUAGAGGCUUUACCUGAAGAAUACGGAGGCCGAGCUAAGCUCACAUUAAUCCAAGAUGUCAUUCUUCCUCAGACUGCUCCACCAAUGUUACCAACAAACAAUAAUGCUUAAUUCUUAAUUCUUGGAAAAGCAUUUAACCCUUCAAACACUGAAUCCUGCUUUAAUACAUAUUAUCUCCCUACUGCUUUACUCUUUUUAUUCUGUAAUGAUUAGAACAAGAUAUCGUUAGAACUUUUCAA